Paramecium pentaurelia is the source of this 2404-nucleotide messenger RNA. The record is from the annotation of a GenBank genome assembly. Lineage: Eukaryota; Ciliophora; Oligohymenophorea; Peniculida; Parameciidae.
AUGUCAAAUUGUAAAAUCAUUUGCGAGAUGCCUAAUAAGGAAAUUAUUCAUAUUGAUUGUGAACUCUAAAAUGUCAAAAAUGAAUUGCUAAAAAAAACAAAUUAAAUACAUCAUGAAAACAUGAUUCUUAUUGAUAUUUCUGAAACAUAAUAUAAAUCAUCAAAUUCUGAAACUUAAAAUAAUUAGAUGAAGGAUUUAAUAUACUUUAAGGUUUAUGACGCUAAUUAACUUUAUAAAGAGUUUAAGGAAAUUGAAAACAUAAAAAAUGAAUAAGAAAAAUAAAUUAUAGUAUUUUAGGAUAAAAAUACAAAACUUGAAUUAGAAUUAAAUUAGAUAAUUAAUAAAAGCAAUAGUCAAAAAUAAAAGAUUAAAAAAUUAAAAGAAGAAAAUUAAAAGUAAUAAAAUAACAAUCAUGAAUUACACAUAUAAGUAGUUUCAAUAACUUCUGAAAAAAAUGCAAUAAAUUAAGUUUGGCAAAUUUGUUUGAAUUAAAUGUCUUAAUUAAUGUAACAACUUUAUCUUAAUGCUGCUUAAACAAAUAAUACUUUUUAAAUUGAUAAUUUAGAAAAUCUAUAAAUUUAGAUUAAAGAUUUAUAAGAUUAAUUAUAAAUUUAAAAAUAAGAUACAGAUAAAUAAAAAAAAUUGUUAAAAUAAGAAAAAGAUAAAUCUUAUGAUAGUUAAACUUAAUCUGAAAAUACUAUUACAUAAUUAAAUGAGAAAAUUAGAAAAAAUGAAAGAGAUAUAAAACACCUAAUAGAAAAAAAUAAUGAAUUGGAAAUGAAUUAUAGGAAUACACAUAUGGAAGUUUAAGGUGCAAAUUAAGAAAAUAAAAAAUUAUUAAGUUAAAUUAAAUAAUUAACAUCAACCAUUUAAUAAUUGGAGUAUGAUAAGUAGGAGUUAUAAAAUCAUAUAUAAAGUUUAGAGGCUAAGAUCGUUAGUUAGAUUUAACAAAUAUUCAAUUUAAAUUAAAAUAUAGAUUAAUUGAAUGAAUAAAUUGAAUAAUAGAAAGAAGAAAUUAGGAAAAAAGGAUUAGAAUCUGAUAAAUAUAAAAAUGAAUAUAAACACUUAUAAUUAUAAAAAGAAUCAAUUAAUAAAGAAUGUUAAGAGUUAAAAAAAUAAUAAUAAAGAUUAUAAGAAGAAAUAGAAAUAAAAGAAAAUGGAGGAUAAGUUAAUUAAAAUGAAAUAUCAAGACUUAAAAAUUAAAUCAUUAAAUUGGAAAAAGAUAUUAAUGAUCAAAAUAAAUUAAAUUAAGAAAAUUAAGAAAAAAUUAGAUAGUUUAAAACAUAGAUAACAACAAAAGAUGGAGAGAUAAGUAAUUUAGAAAUUAAAUUAAAUUAACUUUAAACUUCUUUAAAAUAAAAAGAUGAAUAAAUUAGAAAUGAUUAAGCUGCCAAUCAAUUAUUUAAAUAAUAAAUGGAUGUAAUAAUUUAAGGAAUGAAGUCUGAGAUAGAAUAAAGUAAUUAAAAAUUAGAGAUCAAAGAUCAUAUUUUAAAGAAAUUAUCAAAGCAAAUGCAAGAUGAUAAAUAUUAUGAUAAAGUUAUUGGUUUAAUGGAUAAAUUAAUGUAAUCCCCUAAUAAAAUUUACUAAAUUGAAAAAGAUUAGACUGCUUAGUUUGAUUUGAAAGAUUAUGAAAUUUUUGAGAUUACUUUUGAAUUUAAUAAAGCAAUAGAACUUUUGAAAAACAAUUAAUAUUUUUUAUUUGAACAAUGUUUAAAUAAGAAUCGAAAGGGUAAUGUCAAAUUAAAUAGAAGUAUUUAACCAAAUGCUAAAUCUACAUUUUUUAAGGGUUAUUUAAGUAGCGUAAAAGAGGCAGAUUAAAAUGAAUUUAAAGGAAAAUACUUUUUAAGAAAAGAUUUAAUUUCUUAAAAUGAUCCAUUUACUAAUAUAGAUGAAGCAAUUGAAAUGUCUAAAAAUAAUUUCUUAUGUUAAUUAUUAAUGGAAUAAUUUAAUAAAACAUUAAAAUCAUAAAAAUUAAAAGAAGGAGAUUAUUAAAUUGCUAGAUAGUUUAUUUUAAAGUCUAAAGGUAAAUAUUAAAUUUAUAAUUAUUAUAGAUAAAGAAGAAUAUUAUUAUUGUGAAAUGGUUGAAGAAGGAGAAUUUAAAAAGAUUAAUGGUGGAGCAUUUAAUCCUAAACUUAGUGAAACAGAUUCAUAUUUCAAUGCAUUUUCUAAAUUCGUCUAUGCAUUUUCAAAGGAAAAUUAUAUUAUCACUCAUUUAUAAAUUUGUGGAAAAAAAGUUCAUGAUAUGAUAGUAAGUACUACUUAUAAAGGAUUAUUCUCAACUCUAGAUUAAGGAUCAACUGAAAUUGGAUAAUUUUUAGAAAUCAUAAAUAAUUAACCUGCAAAUAUGAUAAACUAACAUUGGAGAUAAAUUGUAGAAGAUAUUGCUAAGGAAGGAUUUAAAUGA